UCUGGCCAUCGUCCCGUAACCUCCUGUACCCACUGUAGACAACACAAAAUAAAAUGUAAUGCCUCUGAAAAAUACCCUGCUCCUUGCCAGAGAUGUGAAAGAAUGGGUCUUCACUGUGAAAUUGAUCCUCAGUUCAGACCAAGAAAGGGCUCUCAAAUGCAGACUUUAAGAAACGAAGUCGAUGAACUAAAAGCAAAAAUAGAAUUCCUACAAAGAAAUGAGUCGAUAAUCGCUCAGGUCCUAUCAAACAAAUCCUCCUCUACAAAUACUAACAACACCACCACAACAUCAAAUAAUAUUCCCACAGAUAAUACUAAUAAUAAUAAUAACAACAAUAACAAUAACAAUAACAAUAACAAUUACAAUAAUAAUAUUCAUAACAAUAUUCAAUCAAACCCAAUCAAACUCAAUCACAAUAAUACCUCUCUACUACCCUCUCCAACAUGCAAUCCUAGCCAAACAACCAACGAUUCAAGCCCCAAUACUCCUAUCAACAUCAUUUCCGAUUCUGCAUCAAACAAUAUCUCCAAUAACGACUCCUCCAAUGAUGCCUCCAAUAAUAAUGAAAACAAUUCCAAAAUAAAAAUUGAAAACUCUCCUCCUCCAAUAAUAACUGCACCUCCAACUGAAUUUAACCUUGGUGAUGUUAGAAUUCCCCUAGAAAAAGCAAACGAAUUACACUCAAGAUUUGUUAAUCACUACUUGCCUUUCUUCCCAAUUUUACACACAAAUAAUGCAAUCGAAUUAUAUACUCAAUCACAAUUGUUAUUUUGGACCGUAUGUUUAACCGCCUGCCUAUCUGAUCCAGAACCAACUCUAUACAAUAAAUUGGCAUCUUUAAUUAAACAAUUGGCAAUAGAAACUUGCUGGAUUAGAACUCCCAGAUCAACUCACAUUGUUCAGGCCUUAUUAAUACUAAGUUGUUGGCCACUACCAAAUCAAAAAGUCCUUGAUGACUGUUCAUAUAGAUUUGUUGGUUUAGGCAGAAACUUGGCUUUCCAGUUAGGUUUACAUAGGGGUAAAUUUAUUUCAGAGUUUUCAAGAACACAAGUUGCUCUACCAAAUGCUGUUAAAUGGAGAACAAUGACUUGGUUAGGUGUUUUUUUUCAUGAACAAUUUUGGGCCUCGGUUUUAGGUUUACCUGCUUCAUUACAAACUGAUUUCUUAAUUGAAAAUGCUAGGUUAGAUUAUUCUUUACCCAAAAAUUUUAGAUGUUUAAUAUGCUUGGCCAUAUUUCAAGCUAAAUUGGCUAAUGUUAUGGGCUCUUCUGUAACAAGUCCCGAUGGUUUAAUGGAAGGUCCAAAUAGAGCUGGCGCUUUAAACAUUUUACAAAGAGAAUUAGAAAGAUUGAUUUUUAAAUUAAAAAUUGAUGAUCCAAUAUCUGAAAUAUACCACUUGUAUGUCAAAUUAAUGAUUUGCUGUUUUGCAUUUUUACCCGAGACUCCAACCGAAGACCAAACAAAAUACGUCACAAUGGCCUAUUUAUCGGCUACAAGAAUUAUAACUACUUUUUCUAAAUUGGUCGAAAAUAAGCAAUUAAGCGAAUACCCAAUAUAUGUCAGACAUGCUGUUACCUAUUCUGCUUUCAUGUUAUUUAGGUUACAUUUAACACCAUUAUUGCUUGACAAAUAUAUUGACUCAGCGAGACAAAGUAUUGUCACAGUUCACAGAUUAUUUAGAAAUAUGUUGGCAGCAUGGAAAGAUGUUAACAAUGAUAUAUCAAGAACUGCAAAAGUUUUGGAAAAUCUAAAUUAUGUUAUAAUUACUCAACCUGAAAUCUUCCUUGAAGGUGAAGGAAUCAUAGUUAAAAUGAGAUCUCAUUUAACAAAUUCGUUAUUUUAUGAUUUAGUUUGGUGUGUCCAUGAAGGUAAGAGAAGAGCGAUAGCUACAUCUGAAAAAAGCCAUAAGGAUUCACAUUAUAAAAUUAAUGCAAUAAUGCCAAAUGGUCAAAAAAGACCUAUACCUUUGCCAUUUUAUAAUCAAAUCACCAAAGAUAAUUUUAAAACCAUCACCACAACAACGCCAGGAGGUACAACAGUCACAACUUUAGUGCCAACUCAAUCAGCAAUAUCCAAUGCCAAAGCUAGUGCAACUGCUGCUGGAUUAUCUGGACCAACUGAAAUUAAUGGUAUACCAUUGAUAUUGUUAGAAGCUACUGGUAGUGUUGAAAAGGUUAAACAUCAUCAUGAAGGUUCUAUACCAACAAUUCCUCCAAAUAACAGUCCAGUUUUAAGCGCACAAGCAAUGAAUCAUAAUGGCAGUUUAAAUAAUAUGAACAGUAUAAAGAAUAGCACACCAAACUCUGUUGGUAAUGGAAUGAAUAUAAUGACACCACAUCAUAACCAAUAUCAACAACAAAUGCAACAGCUGCAACUGCAACAGAUAAUUGGCGGUAACAAUAAUAACAACAACAUAGAAACAGAUUUUCAAUUUGAUAAUUUUUUUCAAAAUCAAAACUUCGAUUGGAUGGAAGGAACAGAUGAUUUUUUAGGAUGGCUAGAUAUGAACAUGAAACCCGAA
This is a messenger RNA of Ascoidea rubescens DSM 1968, 2520 nucleotides long. RefSeq lists its product as uncharacterized. Gene Ontology annotation, molecular function: DNA-binding transcription factor activity, RNA polymerase II-specific; transcription cis-regulatory region binding; zinc ion binding. Gene Ontology annotation, biological process: DNA-templated transcription; regulation of DNA-templated transcription. The transcript is spliced from 6 exons. The annotation marks the transcript as partial. The record is from RefSeq and is a predicted model, not a curated record. Lineage: Eukaryota; Fungi; Ascomycota; Saccharomycetes; Ascoideales; Ascoideaceae. Gene Ontology annotation, cellular component: nucleus.